AUGGGCUUAAUUGCCCUGAAUAGAUACAUGAAAGUUGCUAAGCGAACCAUUUAUAUCAAGUUCCUCCCAAGAAAAAGAGCAGCAUGGUUGUACUGUGGUCUCGUCUGGCUGGUUUCUGUGCUAUUCGCCACUCCUCCGUUAUACGGAUGGGGAGAAAUGAUCUUUGACUCAGAUUUUUUACUUUGCUCAUUCAAAGCGCACCGAAAUUCCAUCGUACUGACAUCGAUGUUUUGUAGACUUGUUUCACAGUGGUUUGUUUUUUUUAAUUACUUGGUUUCAUAUAGCCGUAUGCACUUUCACAAUAACCAGUAGUGGCUACAUUCCGCAUGAUGUACGUAAGGUAUCUGUGUAUUUGUUUUUCGCCAGUAGUCUUGUAAAUCCAACCAUUUAAUGGGAUAAUGAAUCCGCAGUUUAAAGGGGCCUUCAAAAAGGCAUUCAGUUGUGGUCGCUAUGGCGCGCAACGAAAAUGCAGAUCAGAGUCAUGAAAGAGUUGCAGCAGUAAUAAUACAUCCGAGGAGCAAUGAAACUUGAUGACGUUUGGCCUGAAGAUCUAUAAUUUAAAGCUUCAAUACAAUCGUUUUUUCCCAAUCCUUUUUUUCGGGAAAAAUGGGUUGAUACUGGAUUCGUUCUUUUUUUAUAUGUCUGUAGACUUGCCUCGGUUAAGUAAAAGAAAAAAACAGCCAUGGGAUAAUAGAAACAUUUUUAGUUUGCUGUCGAAAGUACGCGGGAUUGCACAGGUUUUUCUUUACUUUGCUCUGUGAUUGGUCCAGUAAACUAGCACCACCCUCUCGGCCAAUCAGAGGCAAAAGUAAAACAAAAAAACCAGAACGUGGUAACUUGCGUUUUUCUGAGCUUUAGACAGUUUGGUUUGAUUUAUUUUGAGUUCUCUUCGUUUCUUAGGGCUUGAUAGCAUUAGUUAGGCCGACCCGGCCUCUUUAAAUAUCCACCGAUAGACAUCUCCACUUCAAUGAAUAAUCAUUAAUUAACAGUGACAUGGAAACCAAUUAGUCGAAAAUUAAUAUUAUAAUGGCACGUGAAAGAGUUUCGUGUGGCGUCGUGGAAGUUUCGGGUUAUAUUAGGGUUCGUUGGAAAAGUUAGUCGGCCAUUUUGUUUUUUUGUAAGUAAUGUAAUUUUCAUUUUCCAUCUCCCUGUAAAAUACCAUUACAAUCAUGAUUUUUUUCUUUGUAAUUAUUAGUGUAACUAGGUUACUUUACUAUUUCCUGCGGGCGGAUAAAGGAAUAAAAAAGUGCUUAAGAGUAAUUUUUUUUCUUUCUCAGUGA
Messenger RNA from Pocillopora meandrina, 1280 nucleotides. The record is from the annotation of a GenBank genome assembly. NCBI's taxonomy places the organism in Eukaryota, Metazoa, Cnidaria, Anthozoa, Scleractinia, Pocilloporidae.